AUGAAGCCAAAUUCUCCUAUCUUAACAAUAAUCACAUCAAGACAUCGUGCCCUUGUUGAUGAAGCAGUCAACCACAUCGAAAGCCUGCGCUACCUCCAGCAGGAGAUCAAUGGAACGGCAGAGCAUUUCUUCGUUUUCCUGAUCGUGUCAGCUCUCGACAAGAGUGCACGCCAGGCUUGGGAAGCAAGGCAGAAGAAGGGUGAGUUACCGAAUUACCAGCAGACCAUCGACUUCCUGAAAGCCAGAUGCCAGGUUCUGGAGAACUGUGAAGCAGUAGUCCAGCCAGCCCCAUCGAAUCCAAAGCCCCAUCCACCACAAAGAAGUGUACCACAAAGAAGCCAUGCUGCAUCGACCGGCCCAUCCCAACCACCAGUCUCCUGUGAAAUUUGCGGCGGUCCCCAUCGAAACGUCCAGUGUUCGGCCCUAUCCAGCCUAGCCCCAGCCCAGAAGAACGAGAAGAUUCGAGCAGCUGGAGUCUGUUUCAACUGCCUGCGCAAAGGCCAUCGCUCCAAAGAUUGCCCUUCCGAUAAGACAUGCCACAAGUAUCAACGCCGACAUCACACGUUGCUCCAUGAGAAUGAAGAACACAGCCGAGGUACGAAGACCAACAUAUCACUUCCCACCGAGACGAUGGCGACCCCGCCACCGAUACCAGCUGCCACAUCAUCGCAGAUGCUAGCACCAGUGAACCAACCGGUUUCAACAACGUGUUCCGCAAACUUCGCCCAAUCCACCAAGACUGUACUGCUGUUGACUUCGGUGGUUCAGGUCUACGACAGUAGAAAUCAAGCACGUCCAUGCCGUGUGCUGUUGGAUAGCGGUUCCCAGGUCAACUUAAUCACGGAAGAUAUGGCCAACCGUCUUGGCAUCCCAAAGAAGCCAGCCAACAUCCCGAUUGUUGGCAUUAACGCCCUACGCCCACGCUCUCUGGAGUGUCUGGUAACUCCAAGAGUGACUGGGACAAUUCCAACUUCCAAGAUCGACAUCGCCCAUUGGAUGAUCCCAGAAGGACUGGUCCUUGCCGAUCCCAAGUUCCACAUUCCCGACAAAGUGGACUUGCUGAUUGGUGGGGAAUUAUUCUUCGACUUGCUGAAGCCAGGUCACCUCAGCCUAGCAGAUGGAUUACCACAGCUACGUGAUACACAGCUUGGGUGGAUAAUAGCUGGCGUCAUAAUCGAACCACCACAUGCAUCCAACGUUUCUCCCAUGUACGUCCACGCAUCGGCUGCAGACAUCGAGCGGAACAUGCAACAGUUUUGGCAAAUCGAGGAAGUACCAGACGUCCCCAACCUGUCGACCGAAGAGAUAGCAUGCGAAGCCCACUUCCUGUCUACCUACCAGCGUGAUGAAUCUGGAAGAUUCAUGGUCCAGCUCCCGUUCAAUAGUGAUCUUCCCCUCCUGGACGACUGUCGUGCUCUGGCCCUAAAGCGUUUUCUGAUGUUGGAGAAACGACUCGUCCGCAAUCCAGAACUUCGAAUUCAGUAUGUGGAUUUCAUCUGGGAGUACGAGGCUCUCGGUCACUGCCGGGAAAUCAUGGAAUCUGAAGACCCGCCCAACCAGCAGAGCUACAACCUUCCUCACCAUGCUGUACUUCGACCUUCCAGCUCGAGCACGAAAUGCCGUGUCGUGUUCGACGCAAGUGCCAAAUCUUCGCCGUCGCAUCUUUCGCUGAACGAGGUACUCCACGUCGGUCCAGCAGUGCAAAACGAUCUACAUCACAUCAUGCUACGAUUCCGUAAAUUCAAGGUAGCAUUUACCGGAGACAUCUGUAAAAUGUACCGUCAAGUAGUCGAAGCCCCAUCGGAUCGUCGAUUCUUGCGCAUUUUCUGGCGAGAGCAGCCAUCGUUGCCUUUGCGUGUCUUGGAGUUGUGCACUAUUACCUACGGUACCGCAUCGGCCCCUUAUCAAGCAACCAGGUGCUUGGUACAGCUCGUCAAGGAAGAUGGCGAGAACUUUCCCAUCGCCGCUCGUAUAGUGAAGGAGGAGACCUACAUGGACGACGUACUGUCAGGAGCUGACUCGGUGGAAGAUGCUAUCGUGGCUAAACAGCAGUUAAAGGAACUCCUAAGUCGAGGAGGUUUUCCUAUUCGAAAAUGGUGCUCUAACUCCCAGCAGCUGAUGGAGAACAUUCCUAUCGAUGAACGUGAGACGAUGAUUCCGGGGGAGCAAGGAGUGAACGAAACCAUAAAAGUGUUAGGCUUGCGUUGGGACCCAACCGCCGAUACGCUGAAGAUCGCCUAUCAUCCGAAUCCACCUGUGAAACAACCACCAACGAAACGUACGGUGUACUCCGAGAUUGCUAAAUUCUUCGACCCCCUUGGACUGGUUUCGCCGGUGAUCGUCUUGGCGAAGCUCCUCGCGCAGAAGCUGUGGCAGCUUAAAAUCAACUGGGACAAUCCGGUGGAUGAAAAUAUUACCAAGCAGUGGCAAAAUCUUCAACUUUCCCUAAUGCAUCUCCACGACAUCGAGAUCCCUCGGUGUGUUAUUUUGGACAAUGCAGUCGCCUACGAGUUACAUGGUUUUUCGGAUGCCUCCACAACGGCAUACGGAGCAUGCAUCUACCUACGAUCCCUUUUUGCUGAUGGUUCGGCAAAGCUUCGUCUUCUCACCAGUAAAUCCAAAGUGGCGCCUUUGAGUGAGCUCACCAUUCCACGGAAAGAAUUGUGUGCCGCCCUCCUGUUGACCCGUUUACUGGCGAAGGUACUGCCAGCCCUGGAUAUGCCGGUUCAGGAAGUUGUGCUGUGA
Sabethes cyaneus is the source of this 2745-nucleotide messenger RNA. RefSeq lists its product as uncharacterized. The record is from RefSeq and is a predicted model, not a curated record. The coding region runs from base 1 to 2745 and encodes 914 amino acids. The transcript is spliced from 3 exons. Lineage: Eukaryota; Metazoa; Arthropoda; Insecta; Diptera; Culicidae. Gene Ontology annotation, biological process: proteolysis. Gene Ontology annotation, molecular function: zinc ion binding; aspartic-type endopeptidase activity; nucleic acid binding.